GAUUGUGAAAAAAAGCGAAUCAGAGUUUUGAAUAAUUUUUUUUGUUCUGAUAUAUAAGUCCCCAUAUAAUUUCCAGUACCGUAAUCUAGGCCUGCAAAAGGUUAUACUCUUUAUUCGGUGAGUAUAAGUUUUGGGUCCGUUGGCAUCAACCAUUCGUGUCGUACGAUGGUGGAUCUUUAACAGGUUUUGAUGCCUUCUAAUGGAGUAUAGUUCGCAUUGAAAACGCCUGCUACAUUUGUUAAAGCAACCGCUAAAUGUAAUUGUUUUUAUUUUGGUUCAGUCUGCUCUUAGUUCAAACCACGUGAAUGUUUUCAUUUGUUUAGUUGCCUGAUUUAUAAUAAUAUAUCUAAGUGAAGGCCAUUCAGGGAGAAUUAUUACAUAUAUUAUUAAAUAAUAUAGCUGAUGUAAUAAUAAAUUGGAGUUAUAAAUGCUUAUAAUGGUGACACCGUAUAUUACUUAAAACAUGGUGAAAUCUACAGUAUAUUUUGGUCUGACAAUCACUACUGUAGCUCACUAAUUCCAACUUUAUUUGAUUCAUUUUUUCCUCCAAAUUUAUCAAUACGUACAGAAAGAUGUAUCGAUUUGAAUACUUCAGUGAACGGUAGAAAUUUCUCAUUGUUAUAUGUGAUGCAAAUAUAUUACGACUAAUAUUUUUUCUCGAUAGAUUUUUGAUUAUUGAGACUACUUUAGGUGACUAAUCUUUUUCCAUUUCAACUUCAAGUCUACUGUGUAUUAACUGCCUGUCUUUAAAAUCAAACUACUCUGAUUGAGUAGGAAUGGCAGCGAAAUAUUUAUUCCAUGAACCCGGAAAACGGUUGAAAACCAAAAGGCAUGCAUAACAUGCGACUCAUAAUAUACAUAUAUACUUAUAUCCGCCAAUGAACGAUAAUAAUUUUAUAAUAUCUUUUUUUAUUAAAAAAAAAUGGUGUCACCUUCUAGCCUUUGCACUUUCAUAUCUUCAUAAAAUGCGUAUUAUUUGUGUAAAUGAAGCUCAACUCCUCAAAGUAUGGCUUGAGGCAAGAAAUACCAUCCAUGAAAUCAAUAAACAUUGAAAAAUCAACAAAGAAGCUUGAUAUUAAAUAUUAACUUAUAAUAGGUAGAUAAUAUAAUGCCGUGUGUCUUCUAAACGGAUUUCCAAAUUGCAAUGCAGUCAACUCCAUAUUACAGACAACUUUUAUGGAAAAACAUUAAGAACAAGAUAUCCUAAGCAAUUUCUGAUUUUGGAAGUCCAAAACAUCGCACUUGAAAGAUAUGUUGGCCUGAUGAAAUUCACGACAUCUAGAUUCUUCUUAAUGUAAAUACUUAUUAUUAUUACUAAUAUUAUCUUAAGAGUAAUAUUUAUAAAAUAUCUUCUUGAUGAUAUUUAUUUGUGUUGGAUUUGAUAUCAUGAAGAUUUGUAACCUGUGGAAGAUCACGAAGAAAAUCUUCAUGACUUUGUAGAAGAUGGAAUAUAUGUUGUGGGUUUUAAUAAUUUAAUUCCAUGGUUUCGAUUAUCUUAUUAUAAAAAUAUUCCUAUCUCGCUUAUUAUAGUGUUUCAAAUUAAAUUAUUUUUAUCACUAUAUCCAUAUUCUUAUACGUAAAUUGAAUCAUUCUUAAUGCGUUCCCGUACGUUUGUCAAUAUAAGCUCUCCUGCGGCAUGCAUUUCACUUUUUCCCAAAACUGUUUCCGAAUGCCAGGAACUUGUUUCCGCUGCAAAAAAGCGUGCCCUUGCGUCUCUUAAAGAUAUUUAUGAUGUUGGCAAGGAAAAUCGCACGUUCGAAAACACCGCUGAGUGUCUUGAUAUCGCCAUUACUGAGUUAGACAUCUCUACAAAUCUUCUUUCUGUCAUAGCAAAUGUAUUUCCAUCUAAAGAGGUACGUGAUGAGUCCAUAGAGCAGAUGAAAGAGUUGAAGAUGUUUUCCAUUAUCCAUUUUGAAUCAAAUCGACAGCUUUAUCAUGCUUUAAAAGAUGUCCAAUCGAAUGAAGCGUAUCAAACUGAGUACGUAGGGAAAAAAGGUCGAAAUGCAGAGUAUGCAUUCUGGCUUGAGGAGACAUUGGAUAAAUAUAAGCGCGGGGGAAUGGAACUUCCAGAACCUGAAUUUCAGAAUGUAGCAAGCUUGAAAAAGGAUAUCAUGGAGCUGUGCACAGUAUUUCAACAAAAUAUCAAUGAGGACGCAACGGAGCUUCAAUUUCCCACAGAUGCAUUGAGAGGUGUAUCGGAGAGUGUUGUGAAUUCGUUAAAGAAAGGGGAUGAUGGUAAACAUAUUCUGAAAUUGGAUUACCCAACGUUCUUUGAGGUCAUGGCGAAUUGUGAAAUUGCAUCUACGCGCCAAGCUAUGUUCAUUGCUUUCAAUAACAGAGCUUAUCCACAGAAUGAGAAUGUUUUGCGUGACAUCAUUCAUAAGCGGCAUCAGCUUUCUGUCUUACUUGGCUAUCCCUCUUAUGCUCAUCUUAGCUUGGCUGACAAAAUGGUGAAGUCACCUGAUACUGCGCAGAGUUUUGUGGACCGACUAAUCCCGAAACUGCAAAAGAAGUGGGCAGAUGAAAUUGAAUUAAUAAAGAAGCAUCUACAUCCAAGUUGUUCUCUUAUUGAGGGUAACAUUCAGUCCCACGACAUCACUUUCAUGAAAAAUCAAAUCGAUAAAACGCUUUUUAACGUGGAUGAAGCAAAAAUUCAGGAAUACUUCCCGAUGAAUUCUACUGUGAAAGCCCUUUUCAGUAUUUAUCAGGCUUUUUUUGACCUUACAUUCAGUCGAAUUGACAAUGGGAGCGAGCUGUGGCACAAGGACGUCUUCACACUUGAAGUUAAAGAUAAUCGAACUGAGAAGUUGCUUGGGUACAUCAUUCUCGAUCUGUUUCCCCGCGAGGGAAAGUACACCCAUGCUUGUUGUCACACUGUGGUACCACCAGUGCGUCUUAGAAACAGUGAGAAUGAAUUUUACCCGUCACUUUCUGUCGUCAUUGCGAACUUUCCAGCAGCAACCAAUGAUCGGCCCUCACUAUUUCUACACAGGGAUGCACAAACAUUUUUUCAUGAAUUUGGGCAUGCUAUUCAUAGCCUCAUGGGCCGCAGCCAAAUGUCAACGUUCGCAGGGCUUCAAGUUAAGCGUGACUUUGUGGAAUUGCCCUCGCAAAUGCUGGAGGAAUGGUUGUGGGACUCUGAAAUCUUACAAAUGGUGACGUGCCACUACGAGACUGAGGAAGCUUUGCCGAAAGAACUUAUAGAGGUUAAGAUUCGCUCUAAAAAUUCUUUUAUCGGUUAUGACAUGUUGCGACAGUUGUGCUUUGCGUCGUACUCCCUCAGUAUUUUCGGUAUUCCAUUUUCGACUCAGCCGAUCGACAGGCUCAAUACUUCUGAACUUUUCUACGCUACUCGGUCCCGCAUUGCUCCAGGUGUGAGCGACGUGGGGGACACUCACUUUGAAAAUUCUUUUGGCCACUUACUUGGGUAUGGAGCUGGCUACUAUGGCUACAUGUGGUCGAAGGUUUUUGCGUUGGAUGUAUUUAACUACAUAAAAUCCCACAACGGCUUAAUGGAUCCUAAAAUAGGUCGCCGGUAUGUGGAUAGCAUCAUUGGGGUUGGGGGUGGCCGAGAUCCAAACGAGUCACUUCGUGAGUUCUUGGGUCGCGAACCAAACGAUGAUGCCUUUUUCCUAAACAUUGGCAUUUAA
Phytomonas sp. EM1 is the source of this 3650-nucleotide messenger RNA. The record is from the annotation of a GenBank genome assembly. Lineage: Eukaryota; Euglenozoa; Kinetoplastea; Trypanosomatida; Trypanosomatidae.